Messenger RNA from Gasterosteus aculeatus aculeatus (three-spined stickleback), 3630 nucleotides. The record is from RefSeq and is a predicted model, not a curated record. NCBI's taxonomy places the organism in Eukaryota, Metazoa, Chordata, Actinopteri, Perciformes, Gasterosteidae.
ACACACACACACACAGAGGCACACCUCCCCCCGUCAGUUGGUCUCUCUUUCUAGUUGCUAAUCCGCCUAUCUCUCUCUGCAGGCAUCAUGGCGGAAAUUAAAACCGGAAUCUUUGCUAAAAACGUGCAAAAAAGGCUGAACCGCGCGCAAGAGAAGGUGCUCCAGAAACUGGGAAAAGCAGAUGAGACCAAAGAUGAGCAGUUUGAACAAGUGGUCGUCAACUUCAGGAGACAGGAGUCUGAAGGUUCGCGGCUGCAGAGGGAAAUGAAGGCCUACAUGUCUGCCAUUAAAGGGAUGCAGCAGGCCUCCAUCAAUUUGACCCAGUCUCUGCAUGAAGUCUAUGAACCAGACUGGCAUGGCAAAGACGACAUCAUGGUCAUUGGAAAGGACUGUGACGCAAUGUGGGAAGACUUUCAUAACAAGCUGGUGGACUCGACGUUGCUGAACCUGGACGAGUACCUGCUACAGUUUCCUGACCUCAAAACCCGUGUGGCCAAAAGAAGUCGGAAAUUGAUUGACUACGACAGUGCUCGUCAUCACGUAGAAACUCUGCAAGUGUCAGGCAUGAAAAAUGACCGUAAAAUGAUGAAGGCAGAUGAAGAGUUGAAAAAGGCGCAGAAAGUGUUUGAGGAGUUGAACGUCGGCCUGCAGGAUGAACUACCGACUCUCUGGGACAGCCGCGUUGGAUUCUACAUCAGCACCUAUAAGAGUGUGACCAAUUUGGAGGCCAGAUUUCACCGCGAGAUCUCUCAGGUAUGCAGGCAGCUGUAUGAGGUGAUGACACAACUGGCUGAGCAGCACUCUGACAAAAUGUUCACCAUCCAAGGAGCCCCAAGUGAUUCAGGACCACUAAGACUGGCCAGAACCCCAUCACCAACAGAAGACGAGAGUCCACCUGAGAGUCCAGAUGCCAUCGCUAAUCACAUGCUCCGUCCUGUCUCACCUGGACCACCGCGGCCCAAAUCCCCUAUACAGCUUAAGAAGGGGCCGCCGGUACCUCCACCACCAAAAGCCACACCUACCAAGGAGGUGGCAGAAGAGCAGAUCAUCAACCUAUUUGGAGGGGAUUUUUUACCAGCACCUUCCCUAUCACAGCCUAAUGAAAGACCAGGAGAAUCUCUUCUUGACAUGGACUUCGAUGCUUUCCAGCCAGAUGAAAGUGUUUCUCCAAUACCACAGACGGCUGUGCCUUGGGAUAUGUGGGCGGCAAAUGCGCAAACAACUGAACCGCAGGCUGCAGACACCAACUUUGUCGCCGACUGGUCUGCCGACUUCGGUUCUUUGCCGGCAAAUGAAGAUACUUCUCCAGGAGUGGAGGCCCCUGCUGUAGGGCUGGAGGGGGCACAGGGGAGGGUUCAAGGGGGGGCCCAGGACUUGCCCCAAACAGACGUCUGGCAGCCAGGUGCAGACAAAGCUACCCCUUCCCAGGACAGAGAGGUAGCCACAGCAGCGGAAGAGGUGAUCAGUACAUUUAAUGGAUUUUCACAGGACACCACUGGCCAAUCAUUCUUUGCUGAUUUUGAUGAGAUGAAUGAAGGUCCUGCAGACUCAAAUGGUCCUCCAGAAGCUUUAGUUCGAGAAGCUGCUGAUGAACAAGACAAGUCUUCAUCUCCCCUCGCUGGUGAGGGUCAUCCAUCUCCCCCUGCUGGUGAGGGUCCUCCAUCUCCCCCUGCUGGUGAGGGUCCUCCAUCUCCCCCUGCUGGUGAAAGCCCUCCAUCUCCCCCUCCUGGUGAAGGUCCUCCAUCUCCCCCUGCUGGUGAAGGUCCUCCAUCUCCCCCUGCUGGUGAAGGUCCUCCAUCUCCCCCUGCUGGUGAAGGUCCUCCAUCUCCCCCUGCUGGUGAAAAGUCUUCAUCUCUAGGCUCUUUUGGUGAGGCGCUUCCAGUAGGAGCGAAGGUAGAGGAACUUGGUGGGCCCUCUGUUGGUGAGGAGGAUACUCCAGGAAGUUCUAGCAACAAAAGCGAGCCUGAUAUUGCUCCUGGCAGCAAUGCUAAAACAUUUCGUGUUGAGGGAAUUCCAUCGGAAAAAAUGCCAAUACCGUCCGUGGUAAUCGAGCCUGCCUCCAGUAACGAAGGAGAUGAUGACCGGGAUGCUGACAUCAUCUCUCCCACAGCCAUCAGUGACAAUGGUGUAACACUGGAAAACCAGACCAUCAAACACAUGAGUCCAUCUGGUGGAGUGUCAGGACUCCCCGAUGAUUUCCUCUACAAGGUGGAGACAAUGCAUGACUUUGAGGCAGCAAAUUCAGAUGAGCUGGAACUGAAAAGAGGUGAUGUGGUGUUGGUGGUUCCCACUGCCUCAGCAGAGGAUCAGGAUGCCGGCUGGCUCACAGGAAUCAGAGAAAGUGAGUGGUUAACGAUUGGUGCUGGGGCUCACAGAGGACUUUUCCCGGAAAACUUCACACAGCAUUUGGAGUAAAAAGUCUAUUCGGCUUAUAAGAAGAACGCAGAAGUUUGACACAUCUGUGUCCAAGCUAUCAAAUUGGCAUUUAGCCAAUCCUUAAAACACCUUCUAACCUGGCACAGCCAUCUGCUGGUAAACAUGAUGCUUAUAAACUCUGCAACAUAAAGAAACUUCAGAAAGUUGAAGUUCAUAGGAAGUAAAACUAUUCCCAAAAUUACAAAGCAUGAUGUGAUAGUACGGUCAGCCUUUCUCUGCAAUUGAGUUGUAAUUUUUGAUUUUCUGGAAAGAAAAAAGUAUAAUGCUGUGGGAAUGCUGCAAUCCCUACAUAUUAAUGCAAACAAAAAUAUAUUGUUUCAGAAAGCGAAAAAAGAUACUGAACCUUCUUUGCACCAAGUGUGUUGUACGUAUGUUGUUCUGCUAUUCAAGAAUCUGUAGUUCUAUUUAAAUGUUCUUUGGUGUUACAUGAAUUUUUUUAUUUUCAGGCGUGUCAUUACUGUAUACCUUUUAUCAAUGACUGUUUCUAUUUCACCGUUAACCGUAUGUGGUGAAUUUAUUUUUUAGUAUAUGUGAGGAGUUAAUUUACUUACAAGUGUUGCUUUUUUUUUUCCUUCACAAACUAAUGAGACAUUUAUCAUCGAGUAUUGACAAAGCAGUGCACCUCCAACAUGGAUAAUUCCAAAUAUCAUGGCAAUUUAUUCCCCAAAAAAUAAUCUUCCCACAAUUGCAAAUAUUCAUGCUUAGAUGUUUGUCACAUGUCUUAUUAAAAUGGUCUUACAAUAAAACAGCCAAUCACAAAACUUUAAGUGAACAGGUGAGCUAUUAACAAAUGCAAUGACCAAUGUAUGUUGAUAUAGGUCUCCACAUUCCUCCAGAGUAGUUUAAUAUAGCAAAUAGGAUGUCAAAUCCCUUGAUAUUGAAGUGUAACCUAGACCUAUUUGUGAUGUACAUUCCAUACAUAAUUAUGUUGUGGUCAAUAAAUAAGUGGUCAUGAAAGUAAUAAUUGUGUCUGUAUCCCUACAAGGGCUUAGGACCUGCAUGUAUAGUGUAGGACCUUCCUUUGAUAUAGCAGCUCCCAUGUAAAAUAACUUAGAGCCCGGGACAGGAUUAGGGAUGAUAACCAGUUUCACGGGCCUUUGAAAUAACUUUUGAUAAGGAGGUGCUAGUCACCUGAAACUUGAUUCUGCGAAUAUGAACUGCACUUUCAAUAAAGGUGAUCAAAGAUUGGAGUGA